Ascochyta rabiei is the source of this 2973-nucleotide messenger RNA. Its product is annotated as exosome catalytic subunit dis3. The record is from RefSeq and is a predicted model, not a curated record. NCBI's taxonomy places the organism in Eukaryota, Fungi, Ascomycota, Dothideomycetes, Pleosporales, Didymellaceae. Gene Ontology annotation, molecular function: RNA binding; endonuclease activity; 3'-5'-RNA exonuclease activity. The transcript has 2 exons. Gene Ontology annotation, cellular component: cytoplasmic exosome (RNase complex); nuclear exosome (RNase complex). The coding region runs from base 1 to 2973 and encodes 990 amino acids. Gene Ontology annotation, biological process: rRNA catabolic process.
AUGGAGUACUUCAGCCUGAAGAGGUCGACUGCCGCCGAUCGCGGUCAUGCCAACCUGUCAAGUAAGGUUUACGUGCGCUCAACGAAGAGUGGCAAGGUCCAGAAGAUUGUGAGGGAGCUGUAUCUGCGACAAGACAUCCCAUGCUCUUCGAAUCUGUGCAGAGAGUGCCUGGAAAUCGCGCCGACAGAUUACUCGAAGAAGGUUGCCCCAUUCGUACUUUCAGAUACACCAGCUGGAUCGAAGAACUUUCCGAACGGACAGUACCUAGUGCCCGAUACCAAUGCAUUUCUUACAGGAAUGGAUUUGUUCGAAGUCGAAACAGCAUUUCAUGAUGUCAUAGUACUUCAGACUGUACUUGAAGAAGUCAAGAACCGGUCGCUACCACUGUACCACCGUUUGAUUGCCCUGACGAAGAACGAGGGGAAGCGCUUUUAUGUCUUCUUCAACGAGUUCCGCCAGGAGACCCACGUCCCGCGCGAUCAAGGAGAGAGUAUCAAUGAUCGCAAUGAUCGAGCUGUUCGUGUAGCAGUACAGUGGUACAACCAGCACAUCACUGAAGCGGUGACUGCACGAAGCAAGAAGCAAAAGCGUGUGCCAACCGUGGUCAUGAUUACUGAUGACAGGGACAAUUUGCGCAAGGCGAAGGCAGAGAGCGUCCCUGGCAUGACGUUGUCUGACUUUGUGUCUGGUCUUGAAAACGCCGACGAGCUGCUCGACAUGAUCAGUGCUGCACAAGAGCAGAGAGAAGUCCGCUCGAAAAAGCCCGAGGUGUUCUACCCAGAUCACUUCUCGAUAUCGAAGAUGAUGACUGGUGUAAAAGCCGGUACCAUGCAUCAGGGAAUAUUCAACGUCUCACAGUACAACUACUUGGAGGGCUCGGUGAAUGUUCCUGCAUUCGAAAAGUCCCUUAUCAUCCUAGGCCGCGAGAACAGCAACCGAGCAGUUUCUGGCGACGUCGUAGUUGUGGAAGUAUUACCACAGGACCAGUGGAAGGCACCCUCAACAAAGAUCGUCGAGGAAGACACGGUAGCCAAGAAUGACAACGCCGAGCAAGAAGAAGGCGAGAACGUCGUGAAUGAGAGGGAGAAGCGAGCGCUGCAAGAGGAGGUCAAGCGUGCACAUGGGCAAAGCACUGAAGGCAAAGCGCAACCAACAGCACGUGUUGUGGGUAUCAUCAAGCGUAACUGGCGGCAGUACGUAGGACACAUUGACCGCGACUCUGUGCGUUCGACGGCAAAAACGAGUAGGCAGCAACAGACGGUUUUCCUCGUACCAAUGGACAAGCGCGUCCCAAAGAUCAGAAUACGCACCCGCCAGGCUGGAGAGCUUCUCGGUCAGCGUAUUCUCGCAACCAUCGACUCUUGGGAGAAGGACUCGAGAUAUCCCGUUGGCCACUUUGUGCGCUCGUUGGGCGAGCUCGAGUCUAAGGGUGCUGAGACGGAAGCUCUCUUGUUGGAGUGGGACGUACAGUACAAGCCGUUCCCUAAGACAGUACUAGACUGCCUGCCUGCUGAAGGCCAUGAUUGGAAGGUACCCGCGAGCACAGAAGAUCCAGGCUGGAAAGGACGAAGAGAUCUGCGUGAUCUAAUCGUCUGCAGCAUUGACCCUCCCGGUUGUGUCGACAUCGACGACGCGUUGCACGCAAGGAAGCUACCCAACGGCAAUUUCGAGGUCGGCGUGCACAUUGCUGACGUGUCGCACUUCGUCAAGCCAAACAAUGCCAUGGACAAAGAGGCUAGCCAACGUGGUACAACGGUCUAUCUUGUUGACAAGCGUAUCGACAUGUUGCCGAUGCUGCUUGGAACAGAUCUCUGCUCCCUGAAGCCAUACGUCGAGCGAUAUGCAUUCUCCGUUAUCUGGGAGGUCAACGAGAACGCUGACAUCAUCAACUCUCAUUUCACCAAGUCCGUGAUUCGAUCGAGGGAAGCCUUCAGCUACGAACAGGCACAGCUACGUAUCGACGAUGCAUCUCAACAGGAUGAGCUCACAACCGGGAUGCGAACACUGUUGAUGCUGUCUCAGAAGUUGAAGCAAAAACGAAUGGAUGCUGGAGCACUGAACCUUGCUUCCCCCGAAGUUAAGGUACGGUCAGAAUCUGAGACUUCUGAUCCAGUUGACGUUCACGUCAAGAAGUCACUUGCAACCAACUCUCUAGUUGAAGAAUUCAUGUUGCUCGCCAACAUCAGUGUCGCAGCAAGGAACUACGAAGCGUUUCCGCAGACCGCUUUGUUGCGUCGUCACGCUGCGCCACCCAAGUCCAACUUCGAAGAGCUCGCAAACCAGCUCAAGGUGAAGAAGGGCCUAGAACUGCGAAGCGACAGCUCUGGCGCAGUAGCAGACUCUCUCGACCAAUGUGUGGACCCGAACAACCCAUUUUUCAACACUCUUGUCAGAAUUAUGGCAACACGUUGCAUGAUGUCCGCCGAGUACUUUUGCGCGGGGACACAAGCAUACCCUGAGUUCAGGCAUUACGGUCUUGCGAGUGAGAUUUACACUCAUUUCACGUCGCCCAUCCGUCGUUACGCCGAUCUCGAGGCGCAUCGACAGCUUGCCGCGGCCAUUGAGUACGAACAGCUUGACGCCAGUCUGCACUCAAAGGCCAAGCUCGAAGCCGUCUGCAAGAAUAUCAACGUUCGUCAUCGCAACGCACAGAUGGCUGGACGUGCCUCGAUCGAGUACUACGUCGGCCAAGCGCUCAAGGGCAAGGAUCUCGAGGAAGAAGGUUUCAUCAUGAAGAUCUUUUCGAAUGGGUUUGUCGUCUUCGUGCCGCGCUUUGGUAUCGAGAGCUUGAUUCGUCUGAGGGAUCUGGCUACGCCUGAGCCCGAUGCCGAGUUCGACGCCGACAACUACCAACUGAACAUCAAGGGCGAGCUGAACAGGAGUGUAGAGCUGUUCGAAAAGGUCAUGGUCCGGAUCACGGACGAGAUGGAGGAGAGCACAGGAAAGAGGAAGGUCAAGUUAACGCUGGUGUAA